AUGGCCAGCAAGAACCUCUACUACCGCCGGCUGGUGGCGGACUCAGGCGCCAAAGCUUGCUGGGUGUGCUACAGGCCCAGCUCUACGGUUUUGAUCUCAGAGGACCAGAACGAUUGGUUCUACGUAUGCCCAGGACACUUGAAUGACACCAAGUUUGCUAUACCAAAGGAUGGAGAGGAUCUCGCUAAGAAAAAGCGCGAUGAGGAGAUUGAGAAGGAAAUCGAAGCAGUGAAGAAAGAGUUCGAGGAGAAGAUGCGUAAGAAGCUCGACCGAAGAAAGCGGAAGGAGUAUGAAAAAGAUGGAGGCAAGCCAAAGGAGAAAGGAAAGGAUGAAACCGAGGAUGCGAAGGACGAGGAAGAGAAAGCAGAGAAGCUCAAGGAGUUGGAGAAAAAGAAAGAACCAGAGAAGGCUAAGGUUGAGGGCAACCGCAUAUUCGAGCUGCACAAGCACUUCUUCACGAUGCGGAUACAAAAGAAACGCGACGCGGAGCAGACGAAGAGGACUCGAGACCGACUGCGCAAUCCAACCUCUUUUCCGAGCGUGCCAUCAGGAGAACCUUGA
Messenger RNA from Zasmidium cellare ATCC 36951, 561 nucleotides. RefSeq lists its product as uncharacterized. Gene Ontology annotation, biological process: vacuolar transport. Gene Ontology annotation, cellular component: endosome. The transcript has a single exon. The record is from RefSeq and is a predicted model, not a curated record. The coding region runs from base 1 to 561 and encodes 186 amino acids. NCBI's taxonomy places the organism in Eukaryota, Fungi, Ascomycota, Dothideomycetes, Mycosphaerellales, Mycosphaerellaceae.